AUGAUUAUUGUUGGAGAUAUAGGAGGAUUACCUGUGUACCCAUACUACACCUUCGCCCAAACUAGAGUCGCAGAAGUCAUGGAAGACUGGGCGAUUAGAAAAAAGAACACUUUCGAGAACAUCUACAAUGGCAAGGGGUUGAAUGUGCCUUGGUACAUGACUGCAGGAAACCACGAUUAUUUGGGCAACAUCUCAGCUCAGAUUUCAUACACCAACAACAGCCAUAAAUGGCGUUUUCCCGGAUUAUACUACAAGCUGUCGUUUCCGCUUGCACACACUUGUGUUGAAAUACUGAUGAUCGAUACGAUAAUGCUCUGUGGAAAUGUUGUUAAAGUUCAAAAGGACCACCACUUUAGACAGGAAGCGGAAAGACAGUGGCGAUGGAUAGAAGAAAAUUUAAAAAUAAGCAAGGCUGACUAUCUGUUUGUUGCUGGCCAUUAUCCGAUCCACUCAAUGGCCUCGCAUGGGCCGACAAACUGUCUUCGGGAAAGACUCGAUCCUUUACUCAAGCGAUAUCAUGUAUCUGCAUAUUUCUCCGGGCAUGACCAUACCCUGCAGCAUAUCGUUUACCCGAUUAAGGAAGGUUAUGAAAUGCACUAUGUGGUCUCGGGUGCUGGGUCACGAUCAGACCAUUCCACAAAACAUCUUGGGACGAUUCCAACGCAGUUCUUGAUGUUCCAUUAUCCCAUUGGGUGGAAUCCAGUCUCGAAUUGGGGGUUCACUUACGGUGGUUUUCUUUAUAUGGAAAUCACGAAGAGGUUUGCAAUAGAUUUCGUCGGAGCCGUGAAAGAUAUUACUACGGAUGAGGGCACUGCUUAUCUAAAAAUAAUCGUCGUAGGAGAUAUUGGAGGGCUACCUGAAUUCCCAUAUUACACGUAUGCUCAGUCCAAACUUGAAAAGGUUAUGGAAAACUGGGCGAAAGAGAAGGAUAUUCAUUGUGUGGUUAGUGUUGGUGAUAACAUUUAUUAUGUUGGUGUAAAGAAUGAGCAUGAUUCAAGAUUUCAUACAACUUUCGAAAAUGUGUACCGUGGCCCAGGAUUAAAUGUAUCAUGGUAUACGAUUGCGGGGAACCACGAUCAUUUCGGCAAUAUCACAGCACAGAUUGCUUAUACUAACCAUAGUCAAAAAUGGGUGUUUCCCGAACUUUAUUAUAAAUUGUCAUUUACAAGAAAUAAUUUCUCUGUAGACGUCUUGAUGAUCGACACAAUAGUUCUUUGUGGAAAUACUGCCGACAUCAAAAACGGUGGUUUCUUCGAUAUCUUCAUCAGCAAACGAUUUCAUCCCAAGGGGCCAAGUGAAGUUACACCAGCUGAAAAGCAAUGGAGAUGGAUUGAAGAAAACCUGAAUUCUAGCAGAGCUGAUUAUUUGUUUGUUGUUGGACACUACCCGGUUUAUUCUAUGGGAUCACAUGGUCCAACAGACUGCCUUCGUGAAAGACUCAACCCUCUGCUGAGAUUCUACAAUGUGUCAGCCUAUCUCUCUGGACAUGAACAUAAUCUGCAGCACAUUGUGUAUCCAACUGAUCGAGGCCAUUUACUGCAUUACGUUGUCUCUGGAGCUGGUUCACGAGCUGACCACUCGAAAAAACAUAUCAGAACAAUUCCCAAAAACUUCCUCAAGUUCCACUACCCAAGUUCCUGGAAUCCAGUGUCGCAACUUGGAUUCACUUACGGUGGUUUCGUGUUUAUGGAGAUUACUAAGGCGAAUGCAACUUUGGAGUUCGUCACCGGGAAUAAUGUGGAGAAAUACAAAGCAACUAUCGAGCCUAGACUGAUUGCAGUUUGA
This is a messenger RNA of Cylicocyclus nassatus, 1785 nucleotides long. The record is from the annotation of a GenBank genome assembly. NCBI's taxonomy places the organism in Eukaryota, Metazoa, Nematoda, Chromadorea, Rhabditida, Strongylidae.